Tilletiaria anomala UBC 951 is the source of this 250-nucleotide messenger RNA. RefSeq lists its product as uncharacterized. The coding region runs from base 9 to 239 and encodes 76 amino acids. Lineage: Eukaryota; Fungi; Basidiomycota; Exobasidiomycetes; Georgefischeriales; Tilletiariaceae. The transcript has a single exon. The record is from RefSeq and is a predicted model, not a curated record.
UGGACGAUAUGCUACACGCAGCUGGCAGACGAGGGUGGCACGGCGACUGGCACGCAUGGCGGUCCUCCCGUUCCCUCCGUCCCUUCCGUAUCGUGUCACAGCGGUGCAGUGUGACGUGGCUCGUCGGCCCUACUACACCGGGAGAGCGCUGGAGCGUGGAGCAGGGUAGGGAUAGAGAUAAGGAAGGGUUGGGGACCGGGUGUUCGCGCACUGCUGUGUCGCCGCACUGCUGCCGCUGAAAGUCACGGGC